CUCGGGGACUUGGGGAUGGUGUUGUUCCUGACGCUGGUCAUGCACCGUCUGAUGGCGGUUCCUUGCAUCCGUCCGAUGUUGACGGUCUGUCUGAGCGCGGCGGUCAUUGCUGAAGACAUCGUGAACAGAGUAAUGACGUCGUAUCGCUUGUCAAAAUGCCGUCCAGGAAUUUCUUCAACGUCGCAGUAUUUUCUCCAACACGGCGGCUCGGCCUAGAUGAUCUCCCGACGCUGCUCUUUUUGACGCAAACCCUGUCGCUUGGCUUCGGCUCUAUCAUCCACCGCCGACAGCGAUAUCCUCGCUUGAGUCAGGUACCCGCUUGGUCGUCCAGUUAUCAUUUCCAUGAUCCACUGAUCGUUGGACUUGAAGAGUAGUAAGUUCUCGAAUAAUCAUCGAAGGCGCUCAUCAUCCGGGUAGUUCGGAUAGAUAUUCAGUGUUCAAGGAGUCGAUCUUGUUCCUCGGUAUGUUGUCUUGUGUAAACGGCGAAAGGGGGCCAAUGGAUGGAAAUGGCGAAUUGGCGAGUUUUCAG
This is a messenger RNA of Neurospora hispaniola, 529 nucleotides long. RefSeq lists its product as uncharacterized. The record is from RefSeq and is a predicted model, not a curated record. The transcript has 3 exons. Bases 156 to 374 code for a protein of 72 amino acids. Lineage: Eukaryota; Fungi; Ascomycota; Sordariomycetes; Sordariales; Sordariaceae.